AUGCUUACUGAUUUGCAUUUUUGUGAAGAUGACUGGCAGAGCAACGGUCAUGACACACCUCAGGUGGUUUAUCUGGAGGAGUACGCUCUGGUUCAGUGGUUUCGUGUUGGAUUUUUACUUGAUUGCCCUACCCGACAGCGUUGGGAGGACUCUGGUCGUCUCUUUCACACAGACGGUCAAAGGUCGCUUUUCCUGGGCUUUCAGAUGCAAUCUCACACGUACCACUUUGGGGCAGUCUACGCUCCGGUCCAGUCAGAAAAAGCACUCCGGCGACAGUUUUUCGCAGAGCUUGGCACGAUCCUACUCCGUUUACCUCGCCAACAUCUCUUGAUAGGUGGCGAUUGGAACGGACAUUUGGGGAGGGAUUCGGUACCCUACGGUUUACACACCCCAACGACGGCAGGUGGUCAUGACGUGCUACUGUUUCUUGAGCUUCAUGCUUAUCUGACCAACAUCGACCACAACUUCUUGAUCCGAAACCGCGGUACAUGGCGCGAUUCUGUUGCUCAUCGCUUUUACGAGCUCGAUUAUUUUAUUGGUUCACUCGACAUGCGUCGUAUGGCCCAACAUUUUCGAGUCCAACCGUAUCCUUUCUCUGAUCACCAUGCCAAGAUGGGCUGUUUUCAUUUGGUUACAAGCAAGGGCAAAGUUUGGCGGGGCGAGCGUUUUCUUACGGCACAAAGAUACUCGGCGGAACCAGUUCUAGAUCUAGAAGCCAUUCGAGGUCCGUCAGCAGAGGCGCAAAAUCUGCGCGCACAACUUCGCAGCAACAUUGGCAGGACAUUACAACCCUUACUGCCUCACAUCCAUUUCCACCCGUCUGGCGACGAGAUCAGUGUACACAUCUUUGUCGAUGGGUCUUCGUUUACCGAGGGCCAUGGCAAUCAGCAAGCUGUAGCAGGGUGGGGUGUCUGGAUUCCUGAAGCCAAUCUAACCUUUCACGGCCCUAUUACUACGAAUGAGAAGGCCGAGCUUUUCCUGGGGGCAGACAAACACACAAAUAACACUGGCGAGCUUUCCGCAAUGGUGGUAGCACUCGUUUGGCUUUGGCAUUCUGGUUUUACGGGCCAUGCAGUGAUCGCAUAUGAUAGCACAUACGCUGCAAACUGCACUCAAGGGCAUUGGCUUCCCACUUCCAAUGUCUCGUUGGCGGUCUCAGCACAACAAUGGUUACAAAGAUGUCAAAGCCGCCUUGCCGUCAGCUUUCGUCAUGUUCGUUCCCACACUGGCCAAGAAGAUUGGUGGUCGGUCAACAACGAGGUCGUGGAUGUGGCGGCCAAACAAGGUGCCCAAGGUCAGGUACAGUUGUUUGCGGACGCUAUCCAGCUUCUACGGGCGCCACCUCCACUACCCCAAAUACCGACCAAGUCCUGGCCCGAGCUUGCGUCACUAGGACACGAUGCUUUACAGGCCUGCCUGCCCAAGCGCAAACCUCACCAGCGGGCAGUCCCCUACACCGCCUCGGCUCUAGAAGAAUUGGAUCGCCGCAAAGGACGACUACUUGAACUUAAAACGGCUUUCCAUCAGGCUCGCGGGACUCCGUCGGAACCACAGCUUUAUGAACAAGUCAAGGUGUUCAAGCGCUCUCUACAACAAUGGGCGAGACGCCAGCGUAGUCAAUGGAUUGCACACCUCUGCAAAAAGCUCGAUGCCGCGAUGAGACUACACGACAUGCGACAGUUCUACCAUCACCUACGUGCCUUGGGAGUCCACAUCAAAGGCAAAAGGUUUGAAGGUUCGCAGCCUUUCGGGCUUGAGACGGCGACGACCUUUGUUGAGAAGGUCGGCAACGAGCCCUUCACACUACCGCACAACAUCGACGACUUGCUGCCCCCACAAGCUGAGACGGCUUGGGACCUGGACCACACGCCAUCCGAGAGCGAAAUUCUUGGAUCCCUGGGCAAGAUGCGCGACACCAAAGGCGGUACGGACGGUAUCACUGUUGGGUGCAUCAGAGCUUUUGGGCCCUGGUUCCAACGCCUGGUCGCUAAGACUAUUCAGCAACUCUGGCAGACUCAGCCCGAAACUUGGGAUCAGAUUAUUCAUGAAGUUGUUGGGGUUUUGCUUUUCAAGAAAGGUGCAAGGAGUGAUCCGGCCAAUUAUCGUUGCAUUCAGCUGAUCAACGUCAUCAGCCGCCUCCUUGCCAAAGUUGUUGACGGCCGCCUCCAGCAAUUCGCAGAAUCCCGCGGUCUACUCCCCAACGAACAGUAUGGCUUCCGCAAGAACCGCUCAACAGUUGGGCCGAUCAUGCUGGUGCGGCUCAUAGCUGAGAUUUGUCGGGCACAUCCUAACGAUGAUCACCAUCCACUGCUGUUACUCAUUGACAUUCGUAAGGCAUACCCACGGGUCCCAAGAUCGUUUGCUUGGCAAGUAUUUGAUUGCCUAGGUGUCCCUCCUACGCUGUCACGGGUCUUACAUGGCUUACAUGACAAAGCAGUUUACAAGAUUCGCACAGGUGGUUUUGACUUUACAACCCGUUUAGACAAACCGCGACGUCCACGCCAAAUCACCGAAGAACGACUCACCAUUACGCUGGACGACAUUUUGUUUGCAGACGACACAUCCAUAUUCACCACCGUCGAAAAGUGCCAAGAGGAUGAGAAGCACUUGCAACAAGUUCUGGGUACGUGGGGUGAGGACAUACAUCCAGACAAAACGGAGCGGUUACCACUGGGAAUGUCAGUAGCGGAAGCGGCCCAACUUGCAAGGCUGAAUUGUGACCUGCGCAAGAUUGCUGUGAACCUGGUGCCUUUCCCACGCUUGCACUUCUUCAUGACGGGCUUCGCGCCGCUGACCUCCCGCGGGUCGCAGCAGUACCGAGCCUUGACCGUGCCCGAGCUGACCCAGCAAAUGUUCGACGCCAAGAACAUGAUGUGCGCUGCAGACCCCCGCCACGGCCGCUACCUCACCGCGGCAGCCCUCUUCCGCGGCCGCAUGUCUACGAAGGAGGUGGAUGAGCAAAUGCUCAACGUCCAAAACAAGAACUCCUCCUACUUCGUGGAAUCUUGGCCGUCCCAGGAGUGGAUCCCCAACAACAUCAAGGCGUCCGUCUGCGAUAUCCCUCCAAAAGGAGACCUGGCAGCCAUUGAGCGUUGA
Molecule: messenger RNA, 3096 nt
Organism: Symbiodinium sp. CCMP2456
Lineage: Eukaryota; Dinophyceae; Suessiales; Symbiodiniaceae
Source: the annotation of a GenBank genome assembly